Maniola jurtina (meadow brown) is the source of this 2233-nucleotide messenger RNA. RefSeq names its product protein O-mannosyl-transferase 2 (gene twisted). Lineage: Eukaryota; Metazoa; Arthropoda; Insecta; Lepidoptera; Nymphalidae. Gene Ontology annotation, molecular function: dolichyl-phosphate-mannose-protein mannosyltransferase activity. Gene Ontology annotation, cellular component: endoplasmic reticulum; membrane. Gene Ontology annotation, biological process: protein O-linked glycosylation via mannose. The transcript has 16 exons. Bases 98 to 2203 code for a protein of 701 amino acids. The record is from RefSeq and is a predicted model, not a curated record.
UUGUUGUGAUUUUGUUUUUGUGUCCUAUUCCUUUUAUUCUCAGAUUUUUAAAUUAAAAUUAGUUUAUGACUUUUUGGUGAAUUAGAAUAGCAGCGAAAUGGCUGCAAACGGCGAAAAAUGUUCAUCAUCUAAGAUAUGGUGGAUAACAUUUGGAUUGGUCUGUGGAGCUACAUUCCUGACAAGAUUUUAUAAAGUAUUGGAACCAGAUCAUGUGUGCUGGGAUGAAACACAUUUUGGCAAAAUGGCAAGCAGUUACAUAAACAGAACCUUCUUUUUCGAUGUUCACCCUCCCCUUGGAAAGAUGCUUAUAGCCUUGUCCGGUAAACUUACUGGUUAUGAUGGUACAUUUCAUUUUGAAAAACCUGGUAGCAAGUUUGAUGGUGCAAGAUAUGAAGGGAUGCGAAUUUUCUGCACAACAUUGGGAGCUUUGAUAAUUCCACUAACGUUUCUGACUAUUUGGGAAAUGACAAAGAAUCUUGACUCUACCAUAAUUGGCACAUUACUCUUACUGUGUGAUGUUGGCUUCUUAACACUCAAUAGGUACAUUUUACUAGACCCAAUUCUGCUGUUUUUCAUGAGCUGCACGAUAUAUGGUGUGUUCAAGGUCCGUACUCUGACUGAGGAAGGCUUGCCGCCGUUUUCUGCUCGGAUGCUAGCGUGGCAGGUGUACCUGGGUGCGGCGCUCGCGAGUACCAUAUCCGUGAAGUUUGUGGGCUUGUUCAUCGUUUUGUUCGCCGGCCUGCGCACUAUCGCCGAUUUGUGGAACAUUCUCGGCGAUUUGACGAAACCUGUUAGUUUAACUGUAAAACAUCUGAUUGGAAGAAGCAUUACAUUGAUCCUAUGGCCGAUACUACUCUACGUGUUUUUCUUCUGGAUUCAUCUCACAGUGCUCAGCAAAAGUGGUAACGGCGACGGCUUCUACUCGUCGGGUUUCCAAGCGCGUCUGGAAGGCAACAGCCUGAACAAUGCCAGCGCGCCGCGAGUGCUGGCGUUCGGGGCGACUGUCACUCUGAAGAACCAUCGCACGGGAGGCGGCUAUUUACACUCGCAUCACCAUCUAUAUCCUGCAGGGGCUGGAGCUAGGCAGCAGCAGAUAACAACUUACACACAUAAAGACGAGAACAACAGAUGGAUCGUCAAGCCCUACGACCGCGAAGAAGUCGACGGUGUCGUACUGGUACGCAGCGGAGACUUGGUGCGCCUGACGCACGCGGUCACCGGCCGAAACCUGCACUCGCACCGCGAACGAGCUCCUAUGACCAGCAAGUUCAUGCAGGUCACGGGGUAUGGUGAGGAUGGCGUUGGAGAUGCGAAUGAUGUUUGGAAGAUAAUAGUGUCGGGAGGCAAAGAUGGCGAUGAAAUACAGACAGUGCGAAGCAAACUCGUUUUUGUGCAUUAUUUGCAGGCGUGUGCCUUAACGACGACGGGCAAACAGCUGCCCAAGUGGGGCUACGAGCAGCAAGAGGUGGCGUGCAACCCCAACCUACGCGAUAAUAACGCGCUUUGGAACGUUGAGGAUAAUAUCUUCGACCAGUUGCCAAAGAUGAGUUUCGAGGUGUACGCGUCGAGCUUUCUAGAACGACUGAUAGAGUCGCACGCGGUCAUGUUGCAUGGAAACGCCGGUCUCAAACCCAAGGAAGGAGAAGUGACUUCUCAACCCUGGCAGUGGCCUAUUAACUAUCGGGGUCAAUUCUUCUCUGCAAAUUCACACAGAAUCUAUUUACUGGGCAAUCCGGUGGUAUGGUGGGGAAACCUGGCGUUCCUGGCGGUCUUCUUCCUGCUCUUCGUCGUUAACUCUAUUAGAGAGAAGCGCGCGCAAGCUUUUGGAAAACCCAUAGAAGGUGGUGAAAACAGGGCUCUACUGAACGCAGCAGGGUGGAACUUUGCGGGUUGGGCGCUACACUACGUCCCGUUCUGGGCGAUGGGGCGCGUGCUGUAUUUCCACCACUACUUCCCCGCACUCGUCUUCAGCUCUAUGCUCACUGGUAUCCUCACAGUGUACCUGCUGCAGAGCAUCAAGAGCUACUUGAGCCCGGAGCUAGGCCGCACGGUGUACCAGAGCGCCAUAGGUCUCGUGAUAUCGACCACAGUGUACAGUUUCUAUCUGUUUUCGCCUCUCACGUAUGGAAUGAGCGGACCGAUGUCUAACGAACCUAAUUCAACUGUCUCGGGUUUGAGAUGGCUGGAUACUUGGGAAUUUUAAUGUCUUAAUUAAAACCUAAAUUGUUCCAAU